AUGAUGGAUGAGGGAGAAAUAACAGGGGAGGGAAGCAGAAAACAAGCCAAAAAUAUUAUGAGCACAACGCUGUUUCUCACGGCGGGCGAUCGACGCCGCCAUUGGCUACUAAGUUACCCACUGAAGGUGACACCCGUUUCCGCUGAAUAUGCUGCGUGCAUAUCUGUCGGGCUCUUUUUUGUUGGUUUGUUUGUUUCCCGCACAUUUAUUUCUCCGUGCCGCCUGACCCACUCGUUUAUUAUUCCCCUCUCCGUUUUUGUGCGUGCACCGAGAGAAGGGCUCGGGGACAUGAAGUGCGCUCCCCUUCUGUGA
Trypanosoma cruzi is the source of this 312-nucleotide messenger RNA. RefSeq lists its product as uncharacterized. The record is from RefSeq and is a predicted model, not a curated record. Lineage: Eukaryota; Euglenozoa; Kinetoplastea; Trypanosomatida; Trypanosomatidae. The transcript has a single exon. Bases 1 to 312 code for a protein of 103 amino acids.